Messenger RNA from Mesorhabditis spiculigera, 897 nucleotides. NCBI's taxonomy places the organism in Eukaryota, Metazoa, Nematoda, Chromadorea, Rhabditida, Rhabditidae. The record is from the annotation of a GenBank genome assembly.
AUGGUGUGGGUGACGCCGGACCACCUCGCCCUAGCACAGCCGUUAUGGGUAGUCGAACUGCGCAACCCCUACUUCGUUGUCCAGCGUAGGAAGGGCCACGGAACGAAGGGGCUCAGUUCUAUCCUCGUGGCCACAAUUGACUCGGUCUUCGACACGCGCCCGGCGCCUUAUCGAAUCAUUUAUGAAAGUGACAAUGACGCCGAAUACGUUGCUUUCGUUGUUGCCGUCGCUGUGCACCGCAAGGAAAUCCUCGAACAUUGGGAAUGGCUUGAAAAGAACCUAAUGGCGACGCUAGCUUCAUUUGACCAUGAGCGGGAUGUUCGUCGCUUUGUGAUGUGCAAGAUCGAAAGUCUGGUGAAUGUAGCUGUCGAUCAGCCGAACGCUGAAGACUUGGACUCGUUGUCUAACCGCUCUGUACACACGAAAUUCCAACGACAAUUUCAACUGCCCGGUGAAGAACGAUUGGUGAACUAUUACACAUGUUGUCUCUUUGCCGGUAAGGUCCCGAUGCAGGGUCAUCUUUACCUGUCCGUCAACUUUCUAUGUUUCUAUUCGUUUAUUAUGGGCAAGAAGACAAAGAUCAAGCUUAAGUGGACGGAUAUUACGAAAUUGGAACGAGUCUCCACACUGAUCUUGCCACAAGGGCUAUCCGUGACGACUCGCGACACUCGCUACGAUUUCUCAAUGUUCCUCAACUUUGAUGAGACGUACAAGCUGGCGUCUCAAUUGGCGAACAUCGCAAUGAAGCAGCUAAUCGAAGAAGAGGGCUUUUGCGAAGAUGCGCAUCUACGUAAGAAGGUACUGGGCGAAACCAUGGCAAGGAAGAAGAAGAAUUCGGGGUCAUUUCUGAAGCGUGAUUUGGACGCGCGGCAAAGAUCAGAGAGUUACAGGUCAGUA